This is a messenger RNA of Pipistrellus nathusii (Nathusius's pipistrelle), 285 nucleotides long. The record is from the annotation of a GenBank genome assembly. Lineage: Eukaryota; Metazoa; Chordata; Mammalia; Chiroptera; Vespertilionidae.
AUGAAGCUGGCCCUGCCUCUGCUGCUGGUCACCCUGGCCCUUUGCUGCCCCGACGCUAAUGGGGUGACAAUGUGUCCAGCCCUUCAAUCUGAGAUAAACACCUUUCUGGUGGGGAGUCAAGAGGAAUUCCAGAAUGAGAUUAGUAAGUUCAAUCCACCUGCAGAAGCCAUGCAGGACACACUGAAGGUGAAGACAUGCGUGAACAAACUCAGCCUAUUGGAACGAUUGGCGUUGGUCUUCGUAGUGCAGAUUGUUGAAAACAAGUGUAAGAAGGAUUCUGCGUAA